CCGGCUGUCCUGGAGGAAGCGAGAGAGUAUCUGCUCUUGGUUGGGUUGUGAUCCUGAGAAUGUCCUCUCUUUGAGGGCCUCAUGACCCCUCGCGAUGCUCUAGGGCCUUCGGGCUUCCUAGCGCCGCCGCCCUUGCUCGCUGUCCAUUUGCGGACUUCGGGGCCUUGGCGCGGCAGCUGCCAGAGGUCAGUUAGGCAGGGCCUGUGUCUACGGUGCCUCCUGGGGGUUGGGAGGACCCGCGGCGCCCUCUAGUGCCGGUCAAAGUUUUCAGCUAAGGUUGGAUGCCUGGAAGCCGCCCCUCUGUGGACCAAGUCCGCUCUUUCCUUUUGUAGGCGUUUUUCAAAGUAGGUCUGUGGGAAUAAUGUCUUAAGAAUCUUAUUCUAAGAACUCAGACACUCAGGUAUCCACCAUGGUGUUGGGUCCUGAGCAGAAGACGCCAGAUGAAGAUGCUUCUGGAGACCACGGGGAUUCUGCCAGUCUUGGGGCCAUCAACCCUGCCUACAGUAACUCCUCUCUUCCACAGUCCCCCGGGGGGCACUCAGAGGACGCUUUCACCACGUACUUUGAUGAGAAGAUCGCCAUUCCUCAGGAGGAGUACUCUUGUUUUAGCUUUCGUAAACUCUGGGCUUUCACGGGACCGGGAUUUCUUAUGAGCAUUGCCUACCUGGAUCCAGGAAACAUUGAAUCUGAUUUGCAGUCUGGAGCAGUGGCUGGAUUUAAGUUGCUCUGGGUUCUUCUGAUGGCCACCAUCGUGGGGCUCCUGCUCCAGCGCCUUGCAGCUAGACUGGGAGUGGUCACUGGCCUGCAUCUUGCUGAAAUGUGUCACCGUCAGUAUCCCAGGGUUCCACGAAUUAUCCUGUGGCUGAUGGUGGAGUUGGCUAUCGUUGGCUCAGAUAUGCAAGAAGUUAUUGGCGCCGCCAUUGCCAUCAAUCUCCUCUCUGCAGGAAGGGUCCCGCUAUGGGGUGGAGUUCUUAUCACCAUUGCAGAUACCUUUGUAUUUCUCUUUUUGGACAAAUAUGGCUUGCGGAAGCUAGAAGCAUUUUUUGGUUUUCUCAUCACUGUUAUGGCCCUCACAUUUGGAUACGAGUAUGUUACAGUGAAACCCAGCCAGAUCCAGGUCCUCAAAGGCAUGUUCCUGCCAUCCUGCUCAGGCUGUCGUACCCCACAGAUCGAGCAGGCUGUGGGCACCGUGGGUGCUGUUAUCAUGCCACACAACAUGUACCUGCAUUCUGCUUUAGUCAAGUCCAGACAGGUAGACCGAGCCAAUAAGGAGGAAGUUCGGGAAGCCAAUAAGUACUUUUUCAUUGAAUCCUGCAUUGCUCUUUUUGUUUCCUUUAUCAUCAACGUCUUUGUCGUCUCAGUCUUUGCUGAAGCAUUUUUUGAGAAAACCAACGAGCAGGUGGUUGAAGCCUGUAGAAGUAUCAGCAGCCCCCAUACUCACCUUUUUCCUGACGAUAACUCAACACUGGCUGUGGACAUCUACAAAGGGGGUGUUGUGCUGGGGUGUUACUUCGGGCCUGCUGCACUCUACAUCUGGGCAGUGGGGAUCCUGGCUGCAGGACAGAGCUCCACCAUGACAGGAACCUACUCUGGCCAGUUUGUCAUGGAGGGAUUCCUGAACCUAAAGUGGUCACGCUUUGCCCGAGUGAUUCUGACCCGCUCCAUUGCCAUCAUCCCCACUCUGCUUGUUGCCGUCUUCCAAGAUGUAGAGCAUCUGACAGGGAUGAAUGACUUCCUGAAUGUUCUUCAGAGCUUACAACUUCCCUUUGCUCUCAUACCCAUCCUCACGUUUACGAGCUUGCGGCCGGUAAUGAGUGAAUUUGCCAAUGGACUAGGCUGGAGGAUCGCAGGCGGUAUCUUGGUCCUUAUCGUCUGUUCCAUCAACAUGUACUUUGUCGUGGUUUAUGUCCAGGACCUAGGGCAUGUGACAUUGUAUGUGGUGGCUGCUGUGGUCAGCAUAGCUUAUCUGAGCUUUGUGUUUUACUUGGGUUGGCAAUGUUUGAUUGCACUGGGCAUGUCCUUCCUGGACUGUGGGCACACGCUUUCCCUGUCUGUCUUACAGGAGCUGAAUACUUACCUACGUCUGGGAUUGACAGUUCAGCCUGAACUCUACCUUCUGAACACCGUGGAUGCUGACUCACUUGUGUCUAGAUGACUGACAGCCUGAGAGACUCUAUAAGACCCACUUUCUCUUAGUCCUUUUGUGCCAAGUGUCCUGUUAACGUAUCUCUGUUAGUUCAGUGGUGAGUUUUGUUCAACCAUUUUGAGCAGAAGGCAAAGAUUUCCUUAUGGGACGGGUGUUAAAAGCUGACAGCUUUAAGUGUAGGUCAGAGACCCGGAGAGUCCUGCAACUGCCAGAGUUAAAUUUUUAGCCCGUGAUGGUCACACACCCCUAUGGGCUUGUGUCUCGACUUCUGGAAUUUAAAAUAUAUAUAUGUGUGUAUGUUUAGGUAAACCUGAACAUAUCAGUUUGGGUAGAGUUUUAAGGUUAUAUAAAAAUGAUAGAUCUUUUGUAUUUUUUUAACAAAUGUUGCUCAGAUAAAUCAGGUAUUUAUUUUGUCUGGAUCGCAAGUGACAAAGGAAAAGGAGCAUUGUUCUUUUUCAGAGUGAACUGGUCAAGCUGACUUACUUUUAAAGUGAUACUUGACUAUAGCCAGUUAAAUUUCACUUUGAUUUUUAUUGACCGAACCUUGGUGACUACUGAUUCUAGCACAUCAUUUCCAAAGAAAACACUUCUUCUAUUUGGCAUGUUUAAUCCUGGUUGUCGGUGUGCUUUGUGAUUGUUAUUUUCUUUGUUGCUUUUCUUGAGUUUUUUUCAGAGAUAUGAUGGUAUUUUCCAAAGAGCUUAACGCCUACGAACAGGAGCCAGAAAUCACACUGAAACCAAUGAUCAGUUUUCCCUGCUGCAUUGUAACUCAGCCCAUUCUAGCAUUUAAGUUGUAGGUAUAAAAAGAAUUCUAACAUUUAACUUUGUAAGUCCCAACAGAAGAUAAUGGAGGUAUUAGUUUUCUUUCUGAUGUGUGUAUAGUCCCACCAUGUCUUUUCUUCCCACUUUUCCCAUUAACACUCCAAACACCAUUUCUAGGUCCAAAGUCUAUUUCCCGGAGUGGCUAAUAUUUCUAACGCUGACUCUCCUAGGGAAUGCUAAGCGUUUUAAGUUAUAUAUACCAAGUAUAAUAGUAUGAGAUGAGAACUAGACUGGGACUUGGAAGAUUUGUCCACAUGUCACAAGCUGCCUGCCUACAUGUGGCUUAUAGAUAUUUUUUGAUCCCCCUGUUCCUAACCAGGAUUUUUUUUUUCCAUAAAAUUUUUAUAAUAAAACAUUUAGUAUUUAAAACUUGAAAGUUUCUACAUAACGAUCUGAUUGAAAAGUCAGAAGAUUUUCAACAUUGGGCCCACACGUUCCUUCAUGGAAGUGCAGUUGGCUUAAACUGAGUGGCAGCUAUCCAUUUUUUUUACAUCUUUAUUGGAGUAUAAUUGCUUUACAAUGGUGUGUUAGUUUUUACUGUAUAACAAAGUGAAUCAGCUAUACAUAUACAUAUAUCCCCAUAUCUCCUCCCUCUUGCGUCUCCCUCCCACCCUCCCUAUCCCACCCCUCUAGGUGGUCACAAAGCACCGAGCUGAUCUCCCUGUGCUAUGCAGUUGCUUCACACUAGCUGUCUAUUUUACACUCGGUAGUAUAUAUAAGUUCAUGCCCAGCUAUCCAUUUUUAAUGGAAUAUACUCCAGGGUGGCAUCCAUGCCUUCUUUCAUUUCCUUCCAGCCCCAAAGGCAUUGAGUUUGCAAACCCUGCAGCCUUUGUGUGUUUGAGCAUCACUUUUCUCUUUCAGCGUAAAAAUUGAAUAUCCAACCCCUCUGCCUUAUUUUAUUUUAUUUUUUUCUGCCUUAUUUUAAAACUUAGCACCUUUCAAUAAGACUUAAAAAAAUUCAGACAUUGCCUAUGUUCAUUUAUAAUGAUUUGAUCCUCUAAGUGGCAGGGAUUUUUUUCCAAGAUGAUACUUUCAAAUACCCUCAUUUCUACUUCAUGGCCCUUGAAACUUCUGAUAAGAGCGGCAUCCUUGCAACCUAGGUUAGAGACCUUCUGAUCUCAAAAAUGAAACUGAGUUAACGCCACUUAUCAGCUUUUACUUGAAAAAGCGACUUAAAAAAUGAGUUUCAGCGUUUUGGUUUCUUUAUACAGAGACAGCAAUCUAGAUGAAUCAGUUUGUUGGAUUUUCCUCCCUCCAUGGGCAAUUUCAUUUCUCAGUAGUUUCACUACCAGAGAAUAUUUGGAGAAAGAAAAAAAAAGCAAAAAAGAAAAUCCUGUUUUGCAACUCAUAAAAAGAUAAGGUGGUUGGUUAAACAGAGAUUAAGUACUUGAGGAAUUUCUGUAGCUUUUCUCCAUUCUUUAACUGUAUGUUACUAGGAACAGACUAGAGUUUACAAAAAUUUAUAAGUAUACCCCUCAGGUCAUAUAGCUCCUGUAAUCAGAAAAUUUGAUAAUAAAGCAAACUGAAUCAUGCUAAAACCAGUAGAGAAGAUUGAUGUCUAAAGGGUGAGUCUUGGGUAAAGUUUUAUGCUAAGUCAAGAAUAUUUAAUUAUUCUUUAAUUUAUGAUUUACAAAUCUGGAUUUCUAUGUUAUGUGCUUAUAUAGAUAUUAAUAUAUUCAAUCUUUUUUUUUGGCCGUGCUGUGCAGCAUGUGGGAUCUUAGCUCCCCAACCAGGGAUUGAACCCUCACCCCCUGCAGUGGAAGUGUGGAGUCUUAACCUCUGGAUCGCCAGGGAAAUCCCAAUAUAUUCAAUCUUAAGAUUAACCUAGAUGCAUAUACUCACUCAGUUCCUGGGGUUUAACACUGUGGAGUCAAUUUUUUAAAAGGAUGCUCUGACAGUGUAUACCCAGAAUGUUAGAAAAAUGCAAUUAAAUAAUUGUUACUGAGCAGCUGCUGCUACCUACCUGUGUGUUGGCUUAAUAUAAAAGGCAGUCAGAGCAUAUCCAGGCACAUGCAAUAGUUUAAUUAGUCAGUGAGGCAGAGGUUACAGCAGAUGAUGAAAAUAGCCUUCUCAGUUUUAAACAUUAUGAUAUUAAGCCACCAAACCUUUGCCCCAGAAGUAUUGUGCAAAUUCAGGUGCUGUAUUUUAUCUAUUUAUAAGGUCCUCCUGCAACGGCCUCCCCUCUUUACCCAGGCUAAUGUGGGUAAAUGGGCAUCCUGCAUACUUAACUUUUCUCCAUACAAGAUUUUACAUUUUAAUUUAAACAUAAUUUGUGAGCUCUCAUGCAUAAUACUUUUUUUUUUCUUUUUUUUGCGGUACACGGGCCUCUCAUUGUUGUGGCCUCUCCCGUUGUGGAGCACAGGCUCUGGACGCGCAGGCUCAGUGGUCAUGGCUCACGGGCCCAGCCGCUCCACGGCAUGUGGGAUCUUCCCAGACUGGGGCACGAACCUAUGUUCCAUGCAUCGGCAGGCGGACUCUCAACCACUGCGCCACCAGGGAAGUCCCAUAAUACUCUUAAUAAAUAUUUUUCAUUGCUUUUUUCAAGCAAUAAAUAUUUUACUUUAGUACUUUCAGAGUAAGAUUAUGACAAAAUUCUGGAAUCUCUUGGGUUUUGUGAGAAAAGCCCAUUUCUGAUUAAACACUUCAGUUAAUCUAUUUUUACUGCUGAGCAUAUAUUGAGAGAGUGGGAUCUUUCUGGUAGCCUGAUUAGAAGUAUCUUUUCAUUGUGUAAUCAACAUGAAGGAUGACAUUUCUAUUCCAGCCAUCUUAAAUUUUUCUGACUUUCAUGGAACAUAUUAGAGCCAACUGCUGGAAUAUUUACCCUAGUAGAAUAAAGUAGUUGGAUUCUUUCCUUGCCUAUUUUUUUAAAUUAAUUAAUUUAUUUUUGGUUGCACUGGGUCUUUGUUGCUACACGCGGGCUUUCUCUAGCUGCAGCGAGCGGGGGCUACUCUUCGUUGCAGUGUGCGGGCUUCACAUUGUGGUGUUUUCUCUUGUUGCAGAGCACCGGCUCUAGGCGCGUGGGCUUCAGUAGUUGUGGCUCACAGGCUCAGUAGUUGUGGCUUGCAGGCUCUAGAGCAGAGGUUCAGUAGCUGUGGCACACGGGCCUAGUUGCUCCACAGCAUGUGGGAUCUUCCCGGACUAGGGCUCGAACCCAUGUUCCCUGCAAUGGCAGGCGGAUUCUUAACCACUGCACCACCAGGGAAGUCCCUCCUUGCCUAUUUUCUAUGGAGGACAGUGUUGACUGAAACGUGUACUUGUUGGUGGCACUAGAAGAGCCUCAUGAUAGGUACAGAUGGCAACUUUUAAAAUAAUUACCCUGUGCCAGUAGAGAAAAGUGUAUAUAAUACACAGAACAGUGGGUAAUGUCUAGAAUGCGGAUAUAUUUUCAGAUCUUCCUGUGUCUUUCCCUUCCCAAACACUAGACUUCACCUUCCUGUCAGAGUAUUCCUCCACUACAGGCAUCAAGGAAGGGGAAAUCAGCACCACAGAUAAUAUUACAGUGUAUUCUUGAUUUUAUCUUAGUGGGUAUUUUUUUGUUUUGUUUUGUUUUCUUUCCCAGGCCUGGAGUCCGGGAAUAAAUCUGAGCGAUGGCAGUUAUGACUUCCACAAGGUCUAGCUUAGUUUUUAGAACCCUAGGGCAAUUGCAGAGGAGUUUGAUGCCACAGGUAUACUUAACAUUUAAUAUCUUCCUUGUUUCUUGUGUUUUCUACAGUGUCAUACCAGAUUAGCAGUAGCACUUCUGGACUAAAUCCUUUUUUCCCUCAAUACUGCCAUCUGAGGGAAAAGGGAUUUUUUUUAGCAAUUUACCUUCGUACUCCUAGAAAUACUUUCAACAAGUAUAAAACUGAAUACACAAAUAUUUAAAUGUUAAGACCUUUACGUUUGUGGUAAAAUAGUCGUUUUUAUGUAAGAGUGAGGUGCACAGUGGUGAACCAGAUUUAAAUAACAACAUGGCCAUUCUCCUCUGAUGUAAUUUUUGCCCAUUCUAGAAAGGAGUUUAUGAAAGCCUUAAUUACCUUGCCCUGUUUGUGGAGAAUUAAGCUGUGAAUAGAGCAUCACAUUUAAUAGGGAUAGAGAAAAUUUUUCUGUAGCCACUAUAUAACUCCUAAUUUUCAGAUUGAUUUGGCGUAAUAUAGAUUAUUUUCUGCCACUAACUAGAAAAUAAAAAUUUUAAAAGUCAGAAAAUCAUGGCCUAGCCUUUGAAAGACAUCAAGAAGGAUAUUUUUGAGCUGACUCUGUUUGUUGAUUUGGAAAUCAACUUCUUAAACAGCUGAAGUCUAUGAGAAUUCUGGCUGAAACUUCUGCAGUAUAAUUUGCUACAUAUUAAAAAUUCUUCAUAAUAAAUAGGUUUCAGAAGGCUUCUUGUUUUUCUUGUCUGAAGCUUCAUUUUUUGGACACAUUGAAGGAUCGAGGUCUAAUAUAAUCCUUAUACAUAGAAUAGAGAACACCUAGAAACCAAAAGAUGUAUAUCAAUAGUGUAUCCAUGGGAAAAAACACUGAAUUUCUUCACUUGUAUUUUUUCUAAAACCAACCUACAAUUAAAAAACAAACAAACGCCCUCUAUCUUAUUAAUUUUUGGCUUGGAUCAUAUGAGUGACUCCAGGAAAAAAAACCAAAAAACAAAUCUAAGAGCCCUUUGGGAUCAGUAUAAAUCUGAAUUUAUGACAUUACAAUGACACCCUAAAGUUUGAAUUUUAAAAUAUUGGUGAGAAAGGAAAGUGGGAAGAUUUGGCUAGAUCUUGAGAUAAAAACAAUAGGCACUUCAACUUAGAAAACAUCUAUUCAGUGUCUGCUAGUACUCAGUAUUCUGAAGAAAAGCAAGGUGAAUGGAUCGAAUCCCUGCUUCUAGGGACUUACAGUCCAGUGGAUGAAUUAGCUAUGUUUAGGCAGAUGAGGUAAAUGUACAUCUUCCCCAAGGAUGAGGUCCUAGGGCCAUGCAGAAAGGGGGAGGUGGCCAGGGAAAAUAUCCUGAGGAAGAGAGGAGCUGCUUCAGUGAAUUCCAGGGAUAUCAGCAAAUGUUCAUAUCCAAAGCAAGUUAGGGGGCUUCCCUGGUGGCACAGAAUCUGCCUGCCAAUGCCAACGACACGGGUUCGAGCCCUGGUCUGGGAAGAUCCUACAUCA
Messenger RNA from Globicephala melas (long-finned pilot whale), 8089 nucleotides. RefSeq names its product solute carrier family 11 member 2 (gene SLC11A2). Gene Ontology annotation, cellular component: late endosome membrane; early endosome; extracellular vesicle. The record is from RefSeq and is a predicted model, not a curated record. Gene Ontology annotation, biological process: iron import into cell; response to hypoxia; multicellular organismal-level iron ion homeostasis. Lineage: Eukaryota; Metazoa; Chordata; Mammalia; Artiodactyla; Delphinidae. Gene Ontology annotation, molecular function: cobalt ion transmembrane transporter activity; manganese ion transmembrane transporter activity; lead ion transmembrane transporter activity.